Pseudophryne corroboree (corroboree frog) is the source of this 6928-nucleotide messenger RNA. RefSeq lists its product as uncharacterized. The transcript is spliced from 2 exons. Lineage: Eukaryota; Metazoa; Chordata; Amphibia; Anura; Myobatrachidae. The record is from RefSeq and is a predicted model, not a curated record. Bases 5080 to 6174 code for a protein of 364 amino acids.
CUGCUAAAAGUAGCCAGCGAGCGAUCAACUCGGAAUGAGGGCUCAAACCUUAUUGUGUCUAGCAGGAAACCUAUUUGACCCACGCAUAGCUGCAAUGAACUGCAAAAGAAACCUACAUGGAAAUAAUAUGCAUUUCUCUAGCAUCCAUAAGAAAUAAUGGGGACAGAAUUAGUACGAUGGGGUAUAGACGGGUCCAAAGGAGCCAGUGUACUUUAAAUUUCUUCAACUGGGUGUGCUGGCACCUCCCCUCUAUGCCGCCUCCCACAGCUCAGUUUAGAAAAGUGCCCUCAGGAGAGGGUGCACACUUCUAACUCAAGAGUUUUUCUUCAAUUACUUUUAAAGUUUUGCUUAUUUCAGUAUGCUGUUUGGGCAACAGCAUACCUGCACCGUGGGAGUUAGGGGGGUGGUCACCGGCCUCUUGAGGUGCAGAGCUGCUUUCCCGCUGCAGGACCACUGUCCUGAGGGGCUGUUUGUUCAGCGGGGCAUGACGCCUUGGCUGUCGCAGCAUGCCGUACUCCCCUAACGCUUCCUGAAGGUGAGUACCAACCGGGGGCCCCACUAGGUGCGUCCCCCGGUUUACUGUGCGGCAAAAAGCACAGGUGUGGCGACCGGGUCCCUCCUGGGGGGGAUCCACUAUAGCCCCUGCGUGAGACUGGCUAAUUUAGGGUAAACCAAGCAUUUAUGUAAGGUUUUACAACUUGGGAGACAUGGCCAGUAUAAAUAUACAGAGGUAGCUCUGGCGCCAUGGCGGGGGGCGGAGCUACACGAGAGCAGGCUCAGUGGCAUUUUGGCACCUUCCUCUGCAUAGCAGCAGCAGCAGCCUCCACAGCUCCUCCAAACAGUCCCUGGGCUAAUCAAAUUAAGGAAGGUCUCUCGGGUGAUAUGACCUUAGUUAAUGCUGUUACUCUACUGACUCGCAUUCAGGACAUUGCAAGAGUCCUCUGUGACGCCCUUAAAGAGAUUGGCAAUAUUCAUCCUAGAGGAUGCUGGUGUUCCAUUUAGUACCAUGGGGUGUAGACUGGUCCCUUGGGAGCCAUGGGCACUUUAAGAGUUUGAGAGUAUGGGCUGGCUCCUCCCUCUAUGCCCCUCCUACCAGACUCAGUUUAGAAAAUGUGCCUGGAGGAGCCGGUCACAGGGGAGCUCCUAAGAGUUUUUCUGGUUUUAUUGUUUUUCUAAGAGUGUUAGGUACCGGAGAGUAGGAACCAACUCUAGAAGUUAAUGGUUCUAUAUCUCUGCUGACAGGACGCUGAGCUCCUGAGGGUGCUGAUCACAAGGCGACCACUCACUCCCGCAGCAUGGCCGCCAACCCCUAACAGAGCCAGAAGAAAGAAGAGUGGAUUCUACUGGCUUCACGGCUGGAUGCCAUGAAGGAGAUUGGCCUGCCUAACGCAGGGACCACUGCUCUGGCAGUUUCGACACGCAGGGGACGGUGGCUACACCAAUGGUCUGCAGAUACAGAAUCCAAGAAAGGUAUGGUGAGUCAGCCCUUCACGGGUGAGGCCCUGUUGGGAUGCUCGGGAUACGUGAAUACCCGAGCUAACUGCGGGUAAGUGGACAUAUCUUCCUUCCGCAGCUGCACAGACCAGGAACUUAGAGCCUACACCUAUACUGCAAUCCCUUCAAACCGCAAUGUUUACACACCAAUCCAAGGGUUCCUACACUUCCUUUAGAGGACGGUGGGGAAAUUUCUGAAAACCUGCUCCGCCAGGUUCCUAGGAACGGAUUUCGGUUUCGGUGUUCUCAAAACCUUCGUUUUGACGAUGGACCUCACUGCCUCGGGAUCAAGCAGGUGGGAGAGAGACUAAAAAGAUUUAGGUAAAACAUCUAGGCGAUAUCCUGCCUAGUCCCCUGGGAAAUGUUGAGCUGCCCAGGGGUGCAGACUGGAGUUUCUGGUACUCCCGCCUCACAGAUUCUUCAAAUCAGGCUUACUAGCUUCUCAGGCUGAAAGUACAAUACUGCUGGAAGCUAUUCUACAAUUUGUCAAACAAAUGUCAUUAUUCCUGUUCCACCUCAUUUACGUAACAGGGGUUGCUAUUCAAACCUAAGGUCAUUGAACCUCUACUGGUGGAUGUUCAAUUCAGGAUGCAGUCUGAGAGUGGUGAUCUCUGGUCGAGAGACAGGGGAAUUCCUGGUAUCCCGUGAUGUCAGGGGUGCGUACCUUCACAUUACAAUCUGGCCGCCUCUCUAGACCUAUCUAAGGUUGCACUACAACUAUAUCACUUCCAGUUCCAAACACUGCACUUGGCUUCUACGCAACACCGGGGGUGUUCAUCAAGGCCAUGGCGGCGAUUGUGCUCCUACUCCACAGACCAGGAGUGGACAUAAUUCCAUAUCUGGAUGACCUUAACAUCCUCCAGGGAGAUGUUGUUAGAGUGUUGCUCUCUCAAAUCACCUGUCUUGGGUGGAUCCUGAAGCUUCCAAUUUCACAUUUGGAACUGACAAGGAGGUGUUCCUUCCUGGAGAUGAUUCUCGACGUGGAAGUGCAGAGGGUGUUUCUACCGGUGGAGAAAGCAUUGGUGAUCCAAUCAAUGGUCCGGGAUGUCCUGAAGCCAGCCCGGGUAUCGGUUCAUCAGUGCAUUCCCCUUAUGGGGAAGAUGGUUGCCUCCUACGAGGCUCGACAGUAUGGAAGGUUUCUUGCAUGGUCUUUCCAACUUGUUCUACUAGUCAAAUGGUAGGGAUUUCAUCUUCACAUGCACCAGCAAAUACGCCUGUUGCCGAAAACCAGAAUUUCAUUCCUCUGGUGUCUGCAAACUUCUUCUUCUCUCGACAGAGGUUGGGGAGCGGUCACCAAAGGGGAAAACUUCUAAGGAAAGUGGUCGUCUGGAAUCCAUCAUUCCGAUAAACAUUCUUGAGCUUAAGGGCCGGGUUCAACGGCCUUCUACUAGCGGCACAUCUUCAAGAUCAGGCCAUUCAGGUUAAGUCUGACAACGUAAUGGCGGUGUCCUACAUAAACUGACAGGAUGGAACGAAGAGCAGAGCUGUAAUGUCAGAGGUGAGGCAGGGCAUAAACCUCGUUUUCUGGCAAAAAUAUGUAUAUACAGCUGGGCACUGUAUAUAUAAAGAGCCCCAGCCAGGUUUUUUUACAUAUUUGAGCGGGACAGAAGCCUGCCGCUGAGGGGGCGGGGCUUCUUCCUCAGCACUCACCAGCGCCAUUUUCUCCACGGCACAGCGCUGAGAGGAAGCUCCCCGAACUCUCCCCUGCUUAUCCAUGGUGAAAGAGGGGGGGGGGGGCGGCACAUAUUUGGCGCAAUAUACAGAUUACAGCGCUAUCUAGGUAAUCAUAUUGUGUUUUUUGCUGGGUCAUAUAGCGCUGGGUGUGUGCUGGCAUUCUCUCUCUCUCUCUCUCUCUCUCUCUCUCUCUCUCUCUCUCUCUCUCUCUCUCUCUCUCUCUCUCUCUCUCCAAAGGGCCUUGUGGGGGAACGGUCUUCAGAUAAGAGGAUUCCCUGAGUGUGUGGUGUCGGUACGCGUGUGUCGACAUGUCUGAGGUAGAAGGCUUUCCGGGGGAGGAGGAGGAGAAAAUGAAUGUGGUCUCUCCGUCGACAACGCCAACACCUGCCUGGAUGGAUAUGUGGAAUGUUUUAAGUGCUAAUGUAAAUUUAUUGCACAAAAGAUUAGACAAAGCGGAAGCUAGGGAACAGCCAGGGAAUCAACCCAUGUCUGUCUCUGUCGCAGGGACCUUCGGGGUCUCAAAAGCGCCCACUAUCCCAAAUAGUAGACACAGAUACCGACACGGAUUCUGACUCCAGUGUCGACUACGAUGAUGCAAAGUUACAGCCAAAACUGGCUAAAUGUACUCGAUAUAUGAUUAUUGCAAUAAAAGAUGUUUUGCAUAUCACAGAGGAACCCCCUGUCCCUGACACGAGGGUACACAUGUAUAAGGAAAAGAAACCUGACCUUUCCGCCCUCACAUGAGCUGAAUGAGUUAUGUGAAAAAGCUUGGGAAUCUCCAGACAAAAAACUGCAGAUUCCCAAAAAGGAUUCUUAUGGCGUAUCCUUUCCCGCCAAAGGACAGGAUACGGUGGGAAUCCUCCCCUAGGGUGGACAAAGCGUUGUCACGCUUAUCCAAGAAGGUAGUGCUGCCAUCCCAGGAUACGGCUACCCUCAGGGAUCCUGCUGAUCGCAAGCAGGAGGUUACCUUGAAGUCCAUUUACACGCAUUUGGGUACCUUACUCAGACCGGCUAUUGCGUCGGCCUGGGUGUGUAGCGCUGUAGCAGCAUGGACGGAUACCUUAUCAGCGGAAAUUGAAACCCUGGAUAAGGAUACCAUCUUAUUGACCCUAGGACAUAGAAAAGAUGCUGUCUUGUAUAUGAGGGAUGCUCAAAGAGACAUUGGUCUAUUGGGUUCUAGAAUCAACGCUAUGUCGAUUUUCUGCUAGACGAGUCCUAUGGACCCGGCAAUUGACAGGUGAUGCCGACUCAAAAAGGCAUAUGGAGGUUUUACCUUACAAGGGUGAUGAAUUGUUUGGAGAAGGUCUCUCGGACUUGGUCUCCACAGCUACAGUUGGUAAAUCCAAUUUUUUGCCUUAUAUUCCCUCACAGCCUAAGAAAGCGCCACAUUAUCCGAUGCAGUCCUUUCGGUCACAGAGAAACAAAGUACGAGGUGCGUCCCUUCUUGCCAGAGGUAAGAGCAGAGGAAAGAAGCUGCACAACACAGCUAGUUCCCAGGAACAGAAGUCCUCCCCGGCCUCUACAAAAUCCACCGCAUGACGCUGGGGCUCCACUACGGGAGUCCACCCCAGUGGGGGCACGUCUUCGACUUUUCAGCCACAUCUGGGUUCACUCACAGGUGGAUCCCUGGGCAGUAGAAAUUGUUUCUCAGGGUUACAAGAUGGAAUUCGAAGAGGUGCCUCCUGCCGGUUUUUCAAAUUGGCCCUGCCAGCUUCUCCCUCAGAAAGGGAGUUAGUGUUAAAUGCAAUUCACAAAUUGUAUCUUCAACAGGUGGUGGUCAAGGUUCCCCUACUGCAACAAGGGAGUGGAUAUUACUCAACCCUGUUUGUAGUCUCGAAACCAGACGGUUCGGUCAGACCCAUUUUAAAUUUAAAAUCCCUGAACCUAUACUUGAAAAGGUUCAAGUUCAAGAUGGAAUCACUCAGAGCGGUCAUCGCCAGCCUGGAAGGGGGGGAUUUAAUGGUAUCCCUAGACAUAAAGGAUGCAUACCUUCAUGUUCCAAUAUAUCCACCUCAUCAGGCGUACCUGAGAUUUGCGGUACAGGAUUGUCAUUACCAAUUUCAGACGUUGCCGUUUGGGCUUUCCACGGCCCCGAGGAUUUUCACCAAGGUAAUGGCGGAAAUGAUGGUGCUCCUGCGCAAGCAGGGGGUCACAAUUAUCCCGUACUUGGACGAUCUCCUCAUAAAAGCGAGAUCAAGAGAGCAGUUGCUGAGCAGCGUGUCACUUUCACUGAGAGUGUUACAGCAACACGGCUGGAUUCUCAAUAUCCCGAAGUCGCAGCUGGUUCCUACGACUCGUCUGACCUUCUUGGGCAUGAUUCUGGAUACGGACCAGAAAAGGGUUUAUCUUCCAACGGAAAAGGCUCAAGAACUCAUGACUCUGGUCAGGAACCUGUUGAAACCAAAACAGGUGUCAGUGCAUCACUGCACUCUAGUCCUGGGAAAGAUGGUGGCAUCUUACGAGGCCAUUCUGUUCGGCAGGUUCCAUGCGAGGACCUUCCAAUGGGACCUACUGGACAAGUGGUCCGGGUCACAUCUACAGAUUCAUCGGUUGAUCACGCUGUCCCCCCAGGGCCAGGGUAUCUCUCCUGUGGUGGCUGCAGAGUGCUCACCUUCUAGAGGGCCGCAGGUUCGGCAUUCAGGACUGGGUUCUGGUGACCACGGACGCGAGCCUCCGAGGUUGGGGAGCAGUCACACAAGGAAGAAACUUCCAGGGUCUUUGGUCAAGUCAAGAAACUUGUCUUCACAUCAACGUCCUGGAGCUGAGGGCCAUAUACAACGCGCUUCGUCAAGCGGAGACCUUGCUUCGCGACUUACCAGUUCUGAUCCAGUCAGACAACAUCACCGCAGUGGCUCAUGUAAACCGCCAGGGCGGCACAAGGAGCAGAGUGGCAAUGGCGGAAGCCACCAGGAUUCUUCGCUGGGCGGAAAAUCGUGUAAGCGCACUGUCAGCAGUGUUCAUUCCGGGAGUGGACAACUGGGAAGCAGACUUCCUCAGCAGACAUGACCUGCAUCCAGGAGAGUGGGGACUUCAUCAGGAAGUCUUCGCACAGAUUGCAAGUCAGUGGGGACUGCCCCAGAUAGACAUGAUGGCAUCCCGCCUCAACAAAAAGCUGCAGAGGUAUUGCGCCAGGUCAAGAGACCCUCAGGCGGUAGCUGUGGACGCCCUAGUGACACCGUGGGUGUUCCAGUCGGUCUAUGUGUUUCCUCCUCUUCCUCUCAUCCCAAAGGUGUUGAGAAUAAGAAGAAAAAGAGGAGUACAGACAAUUCUCAUUGUUCCAGAUUGUCCACGAAGGGCCUGGUAUCCAGAUCUGCAGGAGAUGCUCACAGAAGAUCCGUGGCCUCUUCCUCUAAGACAGGACCUGUUGCAACAGGGGCCCUGUCUGUUCCAAGAUCUAAUGCGGCUGCGUUUGACGGCAUGGCGGUUGAACACCGGAUCCUAGCGGAAAAGGACAUUCCGGAUGAGGUCAUUCCUACUCUGAUAAAGGCUAUUAAGGACGUGACCGUUAAACAUUAUCACCGUAUAUGGCGAAAAUGUUUCUUGGUGUGAGGCCAGGAAUGCUCCUACGGAAGAAUUCCAUCUGGGCCGUUUUCUUUCACUUCCUACAGACUGGAGUGAAUUUGGGCCUAAAAUUAGGCUCCAUUAAGGUUCAGAUUUUGGCCUUAUCCAUUUUCUUUCAAAAAGAAUUGGCUUCUCUCCCAGAAGUACAGACUUUUGUGAAGGGAGUGCUGCAUAUUCAGCCUCCUUUUGUACCUCCGGU